This is a messenger RNA of Aspergillus piperis CBS 112811, 1839 nucleotides long. Its product is annotated as purine-cytosine permease family protein. The coding region runs from base 107 to 1651 and encodes 514 amino acids. NCBI's taxonomy places the organism in Eukaryota, Fungi, Ascomycota, Eurotiomycetes, Eurotiales, Aspergillaceae. Gene Ontology annotation, molecular function: transmembrane transporter activity. Gene Ontology annotation, cellular component: plasma membrane; fungal-type vacuole membrane. The record is from RefSeq and is a predicted model, not a curated record. Gene Ontology annotation, biological process: transmembrane transport. The transcript has 2 exons.
CAACGGCUGCGUUUUGAUUUUUGAAACUUGCGGCCUCAACGUCUUUUGCUCCAACCGAGGAUCCCCUCCUGCGCCAGCUCGCAGACCAUUUAUCACUAUAUCCAGCAUGGCUGAUACCAUGCACGACGAGGAGAAGGGCCACCGCGCCGCUCCAGCCGUAGAACCGGUCUCGUCUCCCUCGGAAACCGGAAAAGAAAUGGCCUCCUACCCUUCUUCAGGGAAUGCCUGGACGAGGCUCAACGCUCGUAUUCAAUCCAUCAAGUUCCUCGAAAGCCGCGGUAUCGAGCGUGUCCCAGAGUCCGAGCGCCACGCUGCCUCAGCAUCCAAUUACAUGCAAAUGGCUUUGCUUUGGUUUAGUACCAACAUCACCGCGAACAACAUCGCAAUCGGAAUGUAUGGGCCUCUGGACUAUUCUCUGAGUUUCGUUGACUCGGCGCUCUGUGCGGUGUUUGGUGCUUUCCUUGGUGCGGCAGGUGUGGCGUAUAUGGGAACUUUUGGACCGCAGAGUGGUAAUCGAACAAUGGUCGUGGCAAGAUAUUUCAUGGGCUACUACCCGAGUAAGAUCGCUUGUCUUUUGAACAUCAUCAUCAUGUUGGGCUAUGGAAUGAUCGACUGCCUCGUGGGUGGCCAGGUGCUGUCCGCUGUUGCUGAUGGUGGGUUGACGGUGGUGGUGGGAAUCAUUAUUAUUGCCAUCAUCACGUGGAUCGUGGUGGUCUUUGGUAUGGCGCCUUUCCACGUGUACGAGCGAUGGGCCUGGGUGCCUCAACUCAUCGCCAUCUUCGUCUUGGUCGGCAGUGCCGGCCCGAAAUUCGACACCAACAUCAAGACUACUGGCGACCCCCAGACCAUCAACGCCAACCGUCUCACCUUCUUCUCGCUCUGUCUCUCCAGUUCCGUUGCCUGGGCCCCUGCUGGCGCUGAUUUCUUCGUCUACUUCCCUCCCACCACCUCGAAAUGGAAGACCUUCACCCUGACCCUCUUCGGUGUCGGCCUUGCCCUCUCUUUUGCCAACCUUAUGGGUGUCGGCCUCGCUAGUGGCACGCUAACGAACCCAUCGUGGGCGGAGGCAUACGACACUUCUGCUGGAGCACUCAUCAUUGCCGGAUAUGACGGUCUCGGCGGAUUUGGCAAGUUCUUGGGCGUUCUCGUCGCCCUGGGUCUGAUUGCCAACAACAUCCCUGGAACCUACUCCGCCACUCUGGGCUUCCAGAUCAUGGGCCGUCACCUUGGCAGCCUUCCCAGAUGGUUCCUCUCCUGUGUUGGUGUGAUCAUCUACACUGCUUGCGCCCUGGGUGGCCGGAACCACCUCUACGAUAUCUUCGAGAACUUCCUUGCCCUGAUGGGUUACUGGGUGACCAUUUAUUUGACCAUCGCUUUGGAGGAACACCUAAUCUUCCGCCGCACCCGUGGUUUCGACUGGGAUGCUUGGGCUGACCGGUCCAAGUUGCCCCUGGGUCUUGCUGCUCUGGCUGCGUUCCUGAUUGGCUGGGCGGGUGCGAUCGUCUGCAUGGACCAAAUAUGGUAUGUUGGUCCGAUUGCCAAGAUGGUUGGUUCGGACGGUGCGGACCUGGGUAUCUGGGUGGGUGUGUCUUGGGCGAUGCUGGUGUUCCCGCCUCUGCGGUGGUUGGAGCUGCAGAAGAUUGGUCGGUAAAUGAACUCUGCAUUGUCCCGGAGAAAAAUAAAAAGAAUAGAAGUGAAAAGGAAAGGAUGUGUCCUUCUUUCUGAGACAUGAGGGACGAUAAAGAUGUAUGCCUAAUCGAUGCUAUAUAACGGAUUCUUCCGUACUAGAUAAUGUGUUAUGCUAUGAGCAAAAAUAUCAAUAUACCAAUUUCAUCUCAU